This is a messenger RNA of Heterocephalus glaber (naked mole-rat), 3355 nucleotides long. RefSeq names its product ribosomal protein S6 kinase related (gene Rskr). Gene Ontology annotation, molecular function: ATP binding; protein serine/threonine kinase activity. The record is from RefSeq and is a predicted model, not a curated record. Gene Ontology annotation, biological process: protein phosphorylation. Lineage: Eukaryota; Metazoa; Chordata; Mammalia; Rodentia; Bathyergidae.
CUGCUACUCGUAACUCUUACUGAGGGUGCCUUCUUCCCAUGCCUUGAAACUAUAUCACAGAUACUGUCCUGCCCUAGUAAGACACUGGCCCAAAGCUGAUGUUUCUGUACACACUGGAAGAGGUGGGGCUUAUGUGUAAUGCAGCGUCGCUUAUGUAACUGGGAUACAGCAGAUUUAGUGGAAGCACAGAGGCAGACAGAAGACAGAGGAUGGGAGCAGUGAGCUGUCGGCAGGGGCAACAUAGCCAGGUGGCUGCUCCUCAUAAGGGUGGCAACAUCCGGGUCCCCUGGGUCCAAGGCUUGAAGAGCCUCUGGUCAGGUGUGGGGACCAUGAGGUCAGGUCUGGAAGAACUGUGGGGACCACACAGGCAUCAGUGCCAGCACCAGGAGACUGUAGAGAAGCCUCUCUCUGAGUGGCCUGUACCUCAGUUCAUCAACCUCUUUCUACCAGAGUUUCCCAUGAGGCCCAUUAGGGGGCAGCAGCAGCUGAAGAUUUUAGGCCUUGUGGGUAAAGGGUCUUUUGGAACUGUCCUGAAGGUGCUAGAUUGUGCCCAGAAAGCUAUAUUUGCAGUGAAGGUGGUAUCCAAGAUAGAAGUCCUAUAGAAGGACACCCUGAGGCAGUGCAAAGAGGAAGUUAGCAUCCAGCGGCAAGUCAACCAUCCUUUUGUACACAGCUUGGGAGAUACCUGGCAGGGAAAACGGCACCUCUUUAUUAUGUGUAACUACUGCAGCACAGAUCUGUACUCCCUGUGGUCUGCUGUUGGCUGCUUUCCUGAGGCCUCGGUCCGUCUCUUUGCAGCUGAGCUGGUCCUUGUGCUGUGUAAUACACUCUAUGACUUGGGCAUCAUCCAUCGAGAUGUGAAGAUGGAGAAUAUUCUUCUGGAUGAACGAGGCCAUCUGAAACUGACAGACUUUGGCCUGUCCCGCCACCUGCCCCAGGGAGCCCGAGCCUAUACUAUCUGUGGUACUCUUCAAUACAUGGCCCCCGAGGUCUUAAGUGGUGGACCUUACAACCAUGCUGCUGAUUGGUGGUCCCUGGGUGUCUUGCUUUUCUCUCUGGCAACUGGAAAGUUUCCAGUGGCUGCAGAGAGAGAUCAUGUGGCCAUGUUGGCAAGUGUGACUCACUGUGACUCUGAGAUCCCAGCUUCUCUUAAAAGGGAGUUCUCACUCCUGCUUCAGGAGCUCUUGUGCCAGAAUCCCCUCCACCGUCUGUGAUAUCUACAUCACUUCCAGGUCCACCCUUUCUUUUGGGGUGUGGCCUUUGACCCAGAGCUCCUACAGAAGCAGCCAGUGAACUUUGUCAUGGAGACACAAGAUACCCUGCCCAGUCCAUUGGAGUCCAUGCCCUUCAAAGACUUUGACUGUGAUCUGGAAACCUUCCUUGUCCACUCCAUCCCUGCUUGACCCUCUAUUGUAGAUUGGGGCUGAUCUGGGAUCCUGAGGAUCUCCUUUGCCACCAACUCAGUAUGACCACCUUGAUUGUCUAGUUUUUAUUUUGUAGCCCCUUACCAUUCUGUUCUUCUAGGUGUUGGACCAGAGUUCAGUUUUUGAGCAUUCUACUACUGAGAGCCACAACUGAAUGUAGCCCUUCCCCAUCAUACAGCUCACUUCUCAAAAUUCACCAUCUCAAACCAGGCUAGUAACCUUUUCCUUUGCUUCGCUUUUCUAGUGCUCUUACCCUCAAGCCGUUACCCAAAGGCUUUUUCCUCUUUUGCCUCUGUUGUUUCUCUGCCGUGUUUCCUCUCUUGGGCAGUAAUGAUACAUCAUAGAUUCCCAAGGUGCUAUUUAUAUGUUUAAAAGGCUGGUCAUAAACAAUGUGAUUAUUUUUCACAGGUCUCAAGCUGGGCAUGGUGGUGCACACCUGUAAUCCCAGCACUUGGGAGGUGGAUGCAGGAGGAUCACUGUGAGUUGGAGGCCAGCCUGGGCUACAUAGUGAGUUUAAGGCCAGCCUGCAUUACAAAGCAAGACCCUGUCUCAAAAAAAAAAAAAAAUUAAUAAUUUAAAAAAUAAACAAAUAGAACCAUCCAGAGGUAUCAAAAGCUGGCAUUUCAACACCUAAAUAAAUAUACACCCCAAAAAUAAGAUCUGGAGGCCUGAGAAUAGACUAAAAUAAACCUAAUUUUUUAAAAAUUGGAAAGUGAAUUUAAUAGUCAAAUAUGAGGAAGAAAAAAGAAGUGGGAACAUCAGUGGAUAAAAGAUCUUCUCUAGGGAUAAAUGGAAUAGUAUCUAAAUCUUUUCUAAAAUGCAAUCUCAGAAGACGAGAAUUUUUUUUCUUUGAGACAAGGUUUCACUAUGUAAUUCAGGCUGCCCUUGAACUCACUAUGUAGCCUAGGCUGGCCUUGAACUCACAGCAGUCCACCUGCUUCAGCCUCUGGAGUGCUGGGAUUACAGGCGUGCACCACCAUACCUGGCAAAGACAAGAAUUUUUAAAUCCGACCAUUUCUAGACAUCCCAGGAUUCAGUUUUUUAGUUGGGUAAAUCAGAUUGAGAGAUUAACCUUAAGAUUUAAGGUUAGAGCUGUAUUUUAAGAACUUUUUCCUUUUGUAAGGAAAAUUAUCUGGACCAUGAAUUUAUGCAAAUUUCUUGUCUUUAUGACUUUCAUUUUCUUUUUUUUUUUUUGGUACCUGGGAUCAAACUUGGGUCCUUGUGCUUUCGACGCAGGUGGUGGAACCACUGAGCUAAAUCCCCAGCCCCAACUUUCAUUUUCUUUAACAUUUCAAAAGUUUCAUUUUUUUGUGGUAUUUGAGGGAAAAAUACAUUUUAAUCUAGACCAUAUUAAUCUUCAGUUAUAUCUGAAUACAUAUCUGAACGUCUCUCUUCCCAGACCAAGAGAGUCUGGGGAGUAUCCUGUAUAUAUCAGUUUAUUAUUGUCUUUAGAUUAAGCCAGAUUUUCCCUUUAUAUAUUAUAAGCUGACAUUUUUAUUGGUCUCUGCAGAAUUAAUUUUUCUUGAUUGUACUUUGGCAAUCCAUAUGAAUAUCUAUGAAACUUGAUUUUUUUUAAAAGAUGUUUAUCAUUAAGUUUAUACUGUUGAAUUUAGGAUGAAUGAGAGAAAUUUUCUCUGAACCUAGUUGUGCUUUUCCUAAACUGCUGUUUGGUUUUUACCUUAGACACAAAAUAUUCAACUGAUUUAUAUCUUUCUCCUUGUACUAAUGCUAUAUCAUUUGGAGCCCAGUUUGUGGCUCACUUCCAGCAAAUGUUUAUGUAUUUUAUAUGCCCAUCAUAUUCUUGGUUCCAUCUUCCUUUUAUACCUUUAUUUUACUUUUUCUGUUUUAAUCUUGUUUAUAUUUUAUAUUAUCUGCAUCUCUGUAAGCCUUUUUGGAAUAAAGUUGGGGUGUAAAUAAAUAAGGAGAAUGUA